UGUAAUAGAUGCGCGCACGCGGGACUCUUUAUCGCGGUCUACGUAUUUUCAAUGAAUCUCGUGGAACCAAAGUGCGCGCCUCCGUCAAAAGUUCCGGAACGUUCAUCCAGCGCAGACAUGAGACCCGACAGUAAACUCAAACUGAAAUCAGAAUGCUUCGCCAUCAACAGGUUGCAGCUGUUGGAGUAUGAAUAUCACACUGCCCUCGACGACCUUAAAAAAGAUCAAAUAUCCUUCAGUAUUCUUUCCGACGUCUGCCUGCCAGUAUCAUUACUGAUCCUCGUAAUAGUGUGGAGUUACCAAUUGAACGCCAUGACCAUAGACACCGAUAGCGGAGACAACCGUAUGAUGUUACUCGUGUGUGGCGUUGGGCUUAUUGUGGUCUCAGGCACAGCAUGCGUUUACAUCGCCAUACGAAUGUCAGUCAUGCGACCAGAAGUCGAGGUGACCACUUUUCUCCAAGGAGAGCUAAAACCUUUAUAUUCUGAAAAAAACAGAUCUCAAUGUUUUUACUAUCAAACUAUACCUGGAAUACACAGGACUGGUAAAAAACAAACCGAAAUUUUUAUUGUGUAAGAUAUAUCUUUUUUUGUGUGUGUUUGUUCUUAGUCAUUUUUGUUUAUUAAAUUUUAUUAGAAAGAAUUACUUAUUAUUUAUAAAAAGUUAUUGUAAGUUCAAUUGUGUUGUCCGUCUAAUACUGUUAUAUUAGUAUGUUAUUUAAUUUUACUCCGAAAGUUCGUAAUACUUGUAAACUGAUCAGUAUUAAUGCUGAACGUAUGUGUAUUUAUGUGACUUUCAGUUAGUUUAUAGAUUUUUUAUUUAUAUAGAAAUAAUAUUGUA
Molecule: messenger RNA, 840 nt
Organism: Aphis gossypii (cotton aphid)
Lineage: Eukaryota; Metazoa; Arthropoda; Insecta; Hemiptera; Aphididae
Exons: 3
Coding region: 52-576 (174 amino acids)
Source: RefSeq, a predicted model, not a curated record